AUGGUGAUGGGAUUGAAACCAGCUCCUGAUGUUGCUCAAUACUACAUUGAGAAGACAUUACAUGGUUUGAAAGAACAAGGUGUUGAAGUCUACAUCGACGAUGUUGGACUCUUUUCUAACUCUUAUGAAGAACAUAUGGAAUUGAUCAAGACUGUUGUCGAACGACUUCAAGAGGCAGGUUUCAAGAUUAAUCCUUUGAAAUGUGAAUGGUGUGUUCAAGAAACCGAUGUCAAACCUUGGAAGAAAAAGGUUGAUGCCAUCCUCAAAAUGAAUGCACCUCGCAACAUUACUGAACUAUGA
Messenger RNA from Cylindrotheca closterium, 300 nucleotides. The record is from the annotation of a GenBank genome assembly. Lineage: Eukaryota; Bacillariophyta; Bacillariophyceae; Bacillariales; Bacillariaceae.